Messenger RNA from Rotaria sordida, 1755 nucleotides. Lineage: Eukaryota; Metazoa; Rotifera; Eurotatoria; Philodinida; Philodinidae. The record is from the annotation of a GenBank genome assembly.
AUGAUUUUUAAUCCAUGUACAAUUAUGUCAGACUUUGAAGGAACAUUAGCUGAAGUACUUAAAGCUGAAUUUCCUAAUAGUGAACAUGUCGGAUGUUUCUUUCACUAUACCCAAUCGAUCUAUCGAAAUAUUCAACAAUUAGGUUUAUCUUCUCAAUAUGCUCGUGAUGAUGAAUUUCGAAAUACUUGUCGAAAACUUAUGGCACUUGCUUUAAUGCCUAUUUCAUUAGUACUACAAUCAUAUGAUGAUGUUCAUGAUGGAGUUCUUGAAUCAUCAUCGACGAAAUUUAAUCUACUUAAACCUCUUUUUACUUAUUUCGAAAAUCAAUGGAUAAAAAAUGUUGGUAUUGAAAAAUGGAAUGUUUAUGGAAUUCAAAUGAGAACAAAUAAUAACGCCGAAGGUGGCCUCACAGCUCGACCGAAAACAAAAAAAACUCUUGCUAUUCAACAUCGAAUUGAUACAUUAUAUGUUCGUUAUAAUAAUGGUGAUGUUAAUGCUAAUGAACUUCUUGAUGGACUAUCAAUAACUAAAUUUGAUCGUAUAUCUUCAGUAAGAGACAAAGAGAGUGAGAAAUAUUCCAUGACAUCAAAAGCUCAAUCGUCAACAAGAGAAACGAGUGACUUUUAUAAAGCAUGCUCAAUCAAUGAUAUUCCUCUGAUAAAAUCGUAUUUAGCACGUAUGACUGUGGAUGAAAUCAAUCGAAUCGAACCUAAUGGAAGUACAGGAUUGCAGAUAGCAUCCUAUCAUAACAAUGCAGCUAUUGUACAUCUAUUAAUUAAACAUGGAGCUUCAGUUUCAAUUCAAAAUGAUUCAACAAAACUUACUCCAUACGAAGAGACAACUUCUUCUUAUAUAAAACAUCUUCUAACAAGUACAGGUAAUAAAGCAUGGAUUGAAUGGACUUUUGUGGAUCCACCGACACGUGAAACAAAACAAAUAUUCGAUACAGAAUUAGAGAAUAGAUUUCAUAACAUGGGUUUAUCAUUUAUACUCAAUUAUUUGCUAAAUCACUAUGCUCGUGGAUAUGUUGCAAAAGCAUCUCCGAAAUCAGCCAAACAAAUUGAACAAUAUUUCGAAGAAGCACAAAUGCACACAAAUUUGACUCCACUGAUAAAGGCAUAUACUGCACCUUCAAUUUAUUUUUUCAAGAUUGUCUCGCAACAUUGCAUUGAAGUUCUUCCUGACCUUCUGAAAAUUCCAUUCGAACCACAGAAUACUUUGGCUGCCAGUAUUUUUUACUUACUUGCCGCAUAUAACUAUGAUCCAAUGCUUCGACCAAGAUAUGCAUAUAUUGGUCAUGUUUAUCGAGGUAUAAGAAUGAGUUUGGACUGUUUUCUUACUUACAAGAAGAAUGAACUAGUGGUAAAUCGACCGUUUGUUUCAACGUCGAAAGAUCGUAAUAUUAUGGAACAAUUUAGUGGUUAUGGUGCAUCCAGUGUAUUUCGAAGAAGUUAUUCUAGUCAAACUUCAUUAGAAAUUAGCGUUCGAUGUACCUAUAAGAUUCGUCGUCCAGAAACACGUGCAAUCGAUAUCACAAAAAUGUCAGUAUUUGAAUACGAACAAGAGGUACUUCUUAUGCCCAUAAGUAUCUUUCGAUUGGUUAGUAUUGAUCAUAAUGCAAAUGAAAAUGUAGCUGAUAUCGUACUCGAAGAUUGUGAUCUACCAUCUAAAUAUGAUCCCGUCGCGCCAAUAGUUCGAUGUGAUUUUACUGAAUUUUCAAAUACUUUAUUGGUUGCGCCUUUCGUGCAGGUAUGA